AUGGGAAACACGAUCGGUAAAGAUAAGGGGGAAGAAACUGUGGACGGAGGGCAAUUAGUCCCGAAUGGUGUAUACAAAGUACCUCAAGAUUGGGACUAUAGGAGUGUCCGCAAAUUCAUUAUAGAACGCAAGCUGGCCCCUUUUUAUAAAGGGUUGUCAGACUAUGACGAAAGUUGGGACGAGGUUACAUUAACAACUCAUAAUCUUCCAAAAGCUGGUGAGGGUAAGAAAAAUGCCACAUUUAGUGGUGAAUGUCAAUCACAAGGAAGUAGAGAAAUAAAACGAGCAUCAUUAAACGCAACAGGAACAACUAAAGGCAAAGAAACAUCCCCAGUAAAACCGUUAGAAUCUCAAUUAUAUAAAGGUGCUGUUGAAUGUCCAAUCUGCUUUUUGCCGAUUUGUACCGAAUGUUUCGUUCAAAUAAAACGACCAGAAUCUGGUACUUUAGGAGCCAACAAUUCUUCUGCUGUAUGUCCUUAUUGUGUAGAACCAAAUUUUGGUGUCUACUACAAGCCUCCACCUUUUAGUGCUGGGAUUGGCAGUGAAAACAUG
Racocetra persica is the source of this 552-nucleotide messenger RNA. Lineage: Eukaryota; Fungi; Glomeromycota; Glomeromycetes; Diversisporales; Gigasporaceae. The record is from the annotation of a GenBank genome assembly.